AUGAGUUUAGUCUACGGCUUGCUGGACAGGGGGCUCAUCCCAGACUUCUUCGUUCGACUCGCAGUUCGCCGCUUGUCCAGACAAAGACUUCGUGAAAUCGACCACGGGAGCUUGGAGGCAAAUCAUGAGGCCAAGAUGAAAUGGCUCGCGGCUGCUCGGGCCCGGAACGCUAUCGCUGAAGUCCCAGAGAAAGCGAAUGAACAACACUACGAGGUCGCCACGGCAUUCAUUCUGUCGACUCUCGGACCUAGGGCCAAAUACUCAUGCUGUCUAUAUCCAACUGGGCGAGAAACGCUGGAGCAGGCCGAGAUUCUCAUGCUCGAAAGUUAUUGUGAGAAGGCUCAUCUGCGGGACGGAUUGGACAUUCUGGACUUGGGGUGUGGAUGGGGCAGCCUGUCCAUCUUCCUUGCAGAGAAAUACCCUCGGUCAAGGAUAGUCGGACUUUCCAAUUCAGCCACCCAGAAGGCACACAUCGACUCGAUCAAGCAAAGGCGUGGCUUGGACAAUCUCGAGAUUAUAACCGCGGACGUCAAUACGUUUGACUUUCCCGAGUCGAAGCGAUUCGACAGAGUUCUUUCCAUUGAGGUAUUGAAGUUUGGCUCUGCUUCCGCGUCCCCUCUCAACCAAACUGUCCAGAUGUUCGAGCAUAUGAAGAACUACGAAGCUCUAUUCAAGAAAGUCUCAUCGUGGCUUCGAUCCACGCCUCCCAGUACAACCUCCAGCGACGAUAAAUCUGAUUCUUCGGUCAAGGAUAUCGCAAAGGAAUCCCUUCUCUUCAUCCAUAUUUUCUGCCACCGAACGACUCCUUAUGAUUACAUCGACGACGACAGCUGGAUGGCCAAGCAUUUCUUCUCGGGAGGGACAAUGCCUUCCUUUGAUCUCUUCUCCGAGGUCACCUUGAUCCGCAGUUGGUUCCUCCCAGGCACACACUACUCUCGCACCUGCGAAGACUGGCUUAAGCUUCAGGAUGCUCAUGCAGCUGAUGGCCUGAAGGAACUGAAAGUCGAUGCUCUCAACCAUGACAGACCAGAAAUAGAGGGCGUGAAGGCUUUCAACCGGUUCAGGGUCUUCUACAUGGCCUGUGCUGAGUUCUUCAAGAUAGAUAAAGGCGAACAAUGGGGAGUUGGGCACUACUUGUUCAAGAAGCCGUAG
Coprinopsis cinerea okayama7#130 is the source of this 1152-nucleotide messenger RNA. Its product is annotated as SAM-dependent methyltransferase. Bases 1 to 1152 code for a protein of 383 amino acids. The transcript has 8 exons. NCBI's taxonomy places the organism in Eukaryota, Fungi, Basidiomycota, Agaricomycetes, Agaricales, Psathyrellaceae. The record is from RefSeq and is a predicted model, not a curated record.